Solea senegalensis (Senegalese sole) is the source of this 1896-nucleotide messenger RNA. RefSeq names its product tetraspanin-1-like. The transcript has 8 exons. Bases 383 to 1129 code for a protein of 248 amino acids. Gene Ontology annotation, cellular component: membrane. The record is from RefSeq and is a predicted model, not a curated record. NCBI's taxonomy places the organism in Eukaryota, Metazoa, Chordata, Actinopteri, Pleuronectiformes, Soleidae.
AUGAAAUGGCUUUAUGUUGAAGAGAGCGCAGGUUCAUGGCUGGAGGAAGAGAAUCGGUUGAAUUUAAUUCAGACGAGUGUGUGGUGAUUCUGUGUUUAGUCUGAAUGCAAGAACAUUUAAGAACAACAGAAAGGGCACUGCAGAAUGACUGAUUUCAUACUCUAACCGAAACCCUGGAUUACGUCACAAUGAAAGACUAAGCCCCCUCUUCUCUUUUCCUGCCAUUUGCUGUGGUUAAUGUGUAACCAGAGCAAAUGCCAUUCAACCCAUGUUGGUGGUUGUUUGUGCAGAAUAAAAAUGAUUUAAUCUUUUCGAGGUGAAAUAUCCAUCCAAAUGUCUUGAGCAUUAAGCAAUAAGAGGAAGAAAAAAACAAACCGCCAAGAUGUGUUGCUCCGGCUUUCUCAAAAUUAUGAUGUUUGUCUUCAAUGGUGGCAUCUUUUUGGCAGGUGCAGCCAUCCUGGGUGUGGGAAUAUGGGUGAAAGUGGACAGCAAUUCUCUGUUCGGUUUACUCGACAAUGUGGACAACGUACCACCCGAGCUAUCCCAGCUGGUCUAUGUCAGCUACCUGCUCAUAGGAGUGGGUGCUGUGCUGCUGAUCAUCGGUUUCCUGGGCUGCUGCGGAGCUAUGAGGGAGAGCCGGUGCAUGCUGCUGACGUUCUUCUGUAUUGUGCUGAUUAUCUUCCUGGUUGAAGUCGCUGGAGCUGUGGUGCUGCUCGUCUUCCGCAAUGUGGCUGAGGACCUUCUCAAAGGCCUGGAGAAGGACGUAAGACGCAGCAUUCGCAAAGAAUAUGGAGACAAAGAGGGUUUGACAUCUCUCUGGAACACCACCAUGGAGCAGUUUAAAUGCUGCGGAUAUAACAACUACACAGACUUUAAUGGCUCCCCCUUUAACCUUAAGGAUGGCAAAAAUCUUUAUCCAACCAUGUGUUGCAAUAGCACUAACAUCAACACAUGUAGUGAAAACAUGGCAAAUACGUCGAAUGUGGAAGGCUGCUUUAGCAAGCUGCUGGACUGGAUACAAAGUAAUGCUACGAUCAUUGCGGCGGUGGCUCUUGGAAUUGUUGCUCUUGAGAUUGCUGCUAUGGUGGUGUCAAUGGUUCUCUACAAGAACAUUGGCUCGAAGGCGUGAUGUUGAUGUGUCCACCUCCCUUGAUUCAAAAUAGCGACAUUGUAAUUGGUGGAGAAAUGACUGACUUGUUAGCACUUUUCUGUGUUUGUGUCCUUUGAUUCGAAACAGAGACAUGACCUCACGCAUGUAGAACACUGACACCCAGGAAGGAGAGGCAGGCGGUUGAACCACUGUGAUUUUUUAAAAACUGUCUCUCAUGUGCAUUUUGUUCUGUGAUUUACUGGGCGACCUAAGAAUGACUUGUCAAGUAAUGCAUGUGCUGAACCACAUACUGUACAUGUAUGUGUAUGUGUAAUGAAGCACUGUGUGAGUGCAGCUGUGUCAGCUGUUUUUGUCCUGCAAAUUGAAUGCAGUGAUAUGAAAAAUAAUAUUUUUUUACAAUGGAUCACAUAUUAAAAGUAAAUAUAAAUAAAUAUCACAAUCUUGAAUCUUUUUUUUUAAACCAUUGGUUAUUUUGCCAUCCACACAAAAGUGCAGCUGGAUUUUGUUCUGAUCCCACACGGGAAAACUUAAUUACCUUCGUUACUGCCAAUAAGAACACAAUAAACAAUUGUUAUCAUAUGACUGGGACGCGAUAUCACCAACUAUUAAUGUUGAAUGGUCAAACGGGCAAAGUCCUGGCUCCAACAGUCACUUUGCUUGAAGUCAUUAUCUUUAUAUUGAUAUGGACGAUAGCUCUGGUUUAUCGUUAUUUAAUCACAGGGAAUGAUUCUCAGAAUCAGGAGAGUAAGAGUUUAAGGUUUAUGAUUUCAGCCUUUCUGUCUGUU